AUGGCUCCCAAAAAACGAUCCAAGAGACCGAUGUUAUUGUCGCAUAGUCGGCCUUCCAUUGUCAAGUCCAAGGACGCUGCUCUGUCAGCUAAAGCUACCCGCACUCUGAUUCGAUCCCAUCAUCGACUUCUCAAAGUCCGGGCUCAAGCUCUGGCCGCCGGAGAUGAAGCCCGAGUCAGCAGCGUUGACGCUCAAAUCAAAGCUAAUGGCGGUCUCGAAAGUUAUCAGAUCGCCAGUAAACUAGGCCAGUCGAUGGACCGGGGUGGGGACUCCAGCAAAGUCCUCAUCGAUUGGAUCAAGCCACAGCUCAAGCAAUGGAACAAGACCAUUCCAAAGCUCCGGGUCCUCGAAGUUGGAGCCUUGAGCACUAAAAACGCCUGCUCUACGAAUCCAACCUUGGAUGUCACCCGGAUUGACUUAAAUUCUCAAGAGCCGGGGAUUCUCAGGCAAGACUUCAUGGAACGACCUUUACCUUCCAGUGAUGACGAACGUUUCAACAUGAUCAGUCUGUCAUUAGUGCUCAACUAUGUUCCCGAUGCUACAGGACGUGGCGAAAUGCUCAAGAGAUGUGUCAAGUUCUUGACUUCCAAAUGCCCAAUUGAAUUCGUUCCCAGUCUCUUUCUGGUACUGCCUAUUGCAUGCGUGGACAACUCGCGCUACCUCAACGAGGAAAGGCUAGGGGAAAUCAUGAAUUGCCUGGGCUUCCGUCUCACACAAAGCAAGCGGACAUCAAAGUUGGUCUUCCAUCUAUGGGAACACACUGGCACCUACGCACCCAAGGGUUUCAAGAAGGAAGAGUUGAGGUCUGGCAAAACAAGAAACAAUUUCGCCGUCAUUCUCAAUAAGUGA
Penicillium coprophilum is the source of this 849-nucleotide messenger RNA. RefSeq names its product 25S rRNA (adenine2142-N1)-methyltransferase. Bases 1 to 849 code for a protein of 282 amino acids. The record is from RefSeq and is a predicted model, not a curated record. Gene Ontology annotation, cellular component: nucleolus. Lineage: Eukaryota; Fungi; Ascomycota; Eurotiomycetes; Eurotiales; Aspergillaceae. Gene Ontology annotation, molecular function: rRNA (adenine) methyltransferase activity. The transcript has a single exon.